Messenger RNA from Neurospora hispaniola, 2676 nucleotides. Its product is annotated as putative beta-glucosidase 1 precursor. Lineage: Eukaryota; Fungi; Ascomycota; Sordariomycetes; Sordariales; Sordariaceae. Gene Ontology annotation, biological process: glucan catabolic process. The record is from RefSeq and is a predicted model, not a curated record. The transcript is spliced from 4 exons. Gene Ontology annotation, molecular function: beta-glucosidase activity. The coding region runs from base 1 to 2676 and encodes 891 amino acids.
AUGACUGUCCGAUCGAACUUUGUGUGGCUCACUCUCGCCUUGAGCCUUUUCGACCUUAGCUGUAAUGCAAGUCCAGUGCGACAAAGGACGGCGGUCCCAGAUGGCUUCUAUGCGGCUCCUUAUUACCCAACGCCAUACGGUGGCUGGGAAGAUUCAUGGAAAGACAGCUAUGCAAAGGCGCAGGCACUGGUGGGCAAGAUGACACUAGCGGAGAAGACGAACAUCACGGGUGGAAGCGGUAUGUUUAUGGGAAACAGCGGUAGUGCAUACCGUGUCGGCUUUCCUCAGCUUUGUUUGCAGGAUGGUGCUCUCGGUGUGGGCAACACGGAUCAUAACACUGCAUUUCCAGCUGGUAUCACCACGGGAGCGACGUUCGACAAGGACCUUAUUUAUGCUCGCGCAGUGGCUAUUGGCAAAGAAUUUCGCGGCAAAGGAGCCCACGUUUUCCUUGGUCCCUCGGUAGGUCCCCUAGGCCGCAAGCCACUCGGUGGCCGCAACUGGGAAGGCUUCGGUGCCGAUCCCGUUCUCCAAGGUAUUGCCGGUGCCUUGACUAUCAAGGGUGUCCAGGAACAGGGUGUUAUUGCUACCAUCAAGCAUUUCAUUGGAAAUGAGCAGGAGAUGUAUCGCAUGUACAAUCCGUUUCAAGCAGGAUAUAGUUCGAAUAUUGAUGAUCGCACCCUGCACGAGCUUUACUUAUGGCCAUUUGCUGAUGGUGUCCACGCCGGCGUUGGCGCGGCCAUGACAUCUUACAACGCCGUCAACGGCUCGGCUAAUUCUCAAAACGCCUACCUUAUCAACAACUUGCUCAAGGAUGAGCUUGGGUUCCAGGGUUUUGUCAUGUCGGAUUGGCUUUCUCACAUUUCCGGAGUCGCAUCAGCACUGGCCGGCCUUGACAUGAGCAUGCCUGGAGACACCCAAAUACCUCUCUUUGGUAAUAGCCCCUUCAAGUUCCAUCUCACGGAGGCUGUCUUGAACGGCUCCGUGCCAGUGGACAGGCUAAACGACAUGGCGACCAGGAUUGUGGCCGCUUGGUAUCAGUUCGGCCAAGACAAGAGCUUCCCAGCUGUUAACUUUCACUCAUACGUAUCGAGUGAAAAGGGACUUCUAUAUCCAGGCGCUGUUCCGGUCUCGCCCAUUGGUAAGGUUAACUGGUUUGUGGAUGUUCAAGCGGAUCACGGCUCGGUCGCACGCCAGGUCGCCCAAGAUGCCAUUACUCUUCUGAAGAACGACGAUAAUUUCCUGCCCCUUUCUACCAAGUCAUCCCUCAGGAUCUUCGGCUCUGAUGCUCGGGUUGACCCUGCUGGCCCCAACGCUUGCGGAAGCCGCGCCUGCAACAAGGGCACUCUGGGAAUGGGCUGGGGCUCCGGCGUUGCGAACUACCCCUAUUUUGAUGACCCCGUCACUGCCAUCAAGAAGCGGGUCGAAAAUGUCAAGCUCUACGACAGCGAUGACUUCCCCCACACACUCACUCCUUCGCCCACUGAUGACGACAUUGCAAUCGUCUUUAUCAACUCCGCCGCGGGCGAGAACUCGUUCACCGUUGAAGGCAACCAUGGUGAUCGCGACAACGACAAGUUCUCCGCUUGGCACAAUGGAGAUAAGCUCGUCCAGAAGGCUGCGGAGAACUACAAAAAUGUCAUAGUUGUUGUCCACACAGUCGGCCCCCUCAUACUCGAGCCCUGGAUUGACCUGCCCUCCGUCAAGGCCAUCCUCUUCGCCCACCUCCCCGGCCAAGAAGCCGGCGAAUCGCUCGCCAACGUUCUCUUCGGCGACGUCUCACCCUCCGGCCACCUCCCCUACUCCAUCACCAAGAAUGAGAACGACCUCCCUGACAGUGUAACCAAGCUCGUCAAGGAAAUCAUCGGCCAGCCCCAAGAUACCUACAGCGAAGGCCUCUACAUCGAUUACCGCUGGCUCAACAAGCAAGGCAUCAAGCCCCGCUAUGCCUUCGGCCACGGUCUGAGUUACACCACCUUCAACUACACCGACGCCCACAUCAAGAUCGUCAACGCCCUCUCCUCCGCCCUGCCGCCCGCUCGCCAGUCCAAGCCCUCCGUUGCCAUCCUCUCCACCGAGAUACCGCCCGCUUCCGAAGCCUACGAGCCCGCCGACUUCUCCAAGGUCUGGCGCUACAUCUACUCCUGGCUAUCCAAGUCCGACGCCGACAAGGCCUAUGCCGUCGGUACCUCUUCUUCUUCUUCCAAGUCCGGCUCCCAAAUUUACCCCUACCCUGAGGGCUACUCGACCGUGCAAAAGCCUGGUGUCCCUGCCGGCGGCGGACAGGGUGGUAACCCGGCCCUCUUUGACACCAUCCUCGAGCUGGAUGUGACUGUGCAAAACACUGGUUCUCGACACAAGGGUAAAGCCUCUGUGCAGGCAUAUGUCCAGUUUCCCACGGAUAGCGAGUACGACACGCCUAUUAUCCAGUUGCGUGACUUUGCCAAGACGAGGGAGUUGGGCACCGGAGAGAGCGAAACGGUUACAUUAAGGCUGAGGAGGAAGGAUUUGAGCGUGUGGGAUACGCAGAAGCAGGAUUGGGUGGCUCCUGGUGCCUUGGGGGCUAAUGGGAAGAGUAAGCGGUACAUUGUGUGGUUGGGUGAGGGGAGUGAUAAGCUUUUCACUAGGUGUUUUAGCGAUACUUUGGUUUGUGAAAGGGGGGUUGAGCCACCUGUUUGA